GAAUUAAUCUUAUCAGUAAAUCAACUUGUUCCGAUUCCCUAGCUGUUGCUGCUGUCUUAAAUCUUCAAAAAUUUCAAUUUUCUUUCAGGUUAUUAUACCUAGCCAGUCACCAGUCAGUUUGAUUAAUAAUUAUAUAUUUUAAUAAAGAAACGAUAAUUAGUCUAGUAUAAUAUGUUAACUCGUUGACCAAACACAAACAUCUAGUGUACAACUACUAUGUAAACGAAUGCAGUAAACAUUUAAGUACACCGACAUACAAAUAAAAUUAUUUCUCAUGUAUACUGUAGCAAAAAAUAUUCGUUCAAUCCGUUAUUUUAACAGAUUCUAUUCUGAUGAAGCAACUAAAAUUAAAAAAUCCGUAUUUCUGCCCGCGUCAAAAUUUAAAAGUUGGCUAAAUACAGGACAAACAUUACAAAGAGAUAAACAAAUUUAUAAAAGCUGCGGUUUUUCCGAUUUGUAUUCUUGGCAAAGAGAGCAUUUAAAUAAUAAUGAGUAUUUAUUGCACGAUGGACCACCAUAUGCUAAUGGUUCUCCACACAUGGGACAUGCUAUAAAUAAGAUUCUUAAAGAUGUUACGAUACGGCAUAAACUUGUAAAUGGAACUAAAGUAAACUAUGUGCCUGGGUGGGACUGCCACGGUCUGCCUAUUGAACAAAAAGUACAAAAUAUGAACAAAGAUAAAUGGAAAAAUUUUAGUCCUCUCGAAAUACGACAAAAAGCUAGAGUGUAUGCUUCAAAAGAAAUAGAAAAACAAAAGGCAGUUUUCAAGUCAUGGGGCAUACUUGCUGAUUGGGAAAAUAACUGUUAUUAUACUUAUGACAAAAAAUAUGUUUGUAAACAAUUACGCCAGUUUUACAACCUCUAUAAAAAAGGAUUAAUUUACAGAGAUCUUAAACCAGUAUACUGGUCACCAUCCUCCAAGAGUGCACUAGCUGAAGCCGAACUAGAGUACAAUCCAAACCACAUAAGUAAAUCUGUAACUGUUAAACUUGAGCUGUGUGAUUCUACCUUGCCGGCUGAGUUUAGAGAUCAUGACAAUGAAUCUGUAUUUGCGCUCAUUUGGACUACAACACCUUGGACUUUACCCGGUAACGCUGCCGUAGUUUACUCUCCAACGAUGAACUAUUCACUCGUAAAGAUUACCGACUUGUGUGGCACCUAUUUGUUAGCAACCGAUUUGGUAGACAAUUUAAGUGCUAAGCUAGAAAAACCUAUUCGCGUCGUUGUAACGCUUAAAGGUGAUCGUCUAAGUGGAUUGAAAUAUAAAAGUUUGACACCUGGAAAAAAUGACAUGUCGUUUGUCGCCGGCGACCACGUGACCACAGACAAAGGAACGGGACUGAUUCACACCGCUCCUGCGUAUGGGCACGAAGAUUUUUUGAUUGCGUUAAAAUAUCAAAUUCCCGUUAAAUGUGAUGUGGACGAACACGGCGUUUUCACAAAUCGAGCGUGGCCUCAACUAGUGGGCCUUUCAGUUUUGGAUAAAGGAAAUGAGACCGUAUGCUCGUUGUUAUUCGAUCAAAUACUACACACGGAAAUGUACAAACACAGUUAUCCGUACGACUGGCGUACCAAAUUGCCAGUUAUUGUUCGGGCGAGCAAACAAUGGUUUUUGGAUACAGAAGCCAUUAAAAGUCUUUCUAUUGAAUCUGUGAAAAAUGUAAAAAUAUAUCCGGAACAAAGUGGUGGUCGCAACGCGCUUUUAUCGUUGAUUAAAAAGCGCCCUUAUUGGUGCAUUUCCAGACAACGUUCGUGGGGUGUGCCCAUUCCGGUUCUGUUCGAUAGUUCAGAUAAUGAAAUCAUAGACGAAAAACUUUUGGAAAAUUAUAAUAAAUUAUUAGAAGAAUCGGGAUUAGACUUUUGGUGGACUGAGGAUGUACAAAAACUCGUAUCUAAUACAUCAUAUCAGUCGUCUGAGCUCAAGAAAGGAUAUGAUAUUUUGGAUAUAUGGUUUGAUAGUGGUAUAUCUUGGAGUUGUGUACUCGGCGAUGAUAAAAUUGCAGAUUUAUAUAUGGAAGGCGUCGAUCAAUGCACCGGCUGGUUCCAGUCGUCCCUCAUGUCGUCGAUUGCACUGAGAAAUGUCUCUCCUUUUAAAACAUUGUUCGUACAUGGUUUUGUUGUGGACGAAAAAGGAAGAAAAAUGUCUAAAUCCAUUGGAAAUGUAAUUGAUCCUCAAGAUAUUAUCAAUGGAAAGUACGAGAAAUCGAUAAGCGGAAUCGAUAUUCUGAGGUGGUGGGUAGCUAGACACGGGUGCCAUCAAACAAAUAUUCCUAUUUCAAAAGAAACUAUGCUCGAUUGUAAACAGUCGGUUGAUAAACUUCGUCGCAUUAUUCAAUUUUUACUCGGCUCGUUAAACGGACAUACACAAGACAAUUUUGAUUAUGGCCUCAAUCACCUAAAUUAUUUAGACAAGUAUAUUAUUUUAGAACUUCAAGCGUUCGAUCAUGAAGCAAAUUUAUACUACGACACUUUCGAGUACAACAAAAUAUGUGCCAAGCUAUUGAAUUUUGUCGCUAACCAAGUGUCCGGUUUAUACAUUCAUCUUAUAAAAGAUCGAUUGUACUGUAAUCCCAUCGAGUCGGACGAACGAUUGGCGUGUACAACAACACUCCAAGCUAUAUUCGAAAUGCUCCUUAAACACGUUGCACCGAUUUUACCACAUCUAGCUGAAGAGGCGUACGCUGUUUAUCCAUUAAAAAGAUCUACUUACUUUAAAUCGUCAAAAUUCAAUAUCGAUCUGAUAGAAAUUCACGAUUCCGAACAAGUAGAACUUAUUAUGAAUACAGUUUUUACGUUAAAAACUGAAGUGACAAAUUUAUUAAAAGGAAAAAAUUCUCUUCAACAUUCGAUUGUCAUCGGUGCACCGGAAGAAACUUUACAAUUAUUGCAGAUUUUGCAUCCAGACGAUAGCGAUCAAUUUUCGCAAUUAAUCGAACUCUAUCAAGUGAACUCGAUCAAACUAGAAGCUAGCGAUACAAUUGACGUUAAAGAAGCCGAGUUCAAUGGAAUUCUGUGUAAGAGAUGUCGUAAAUGGACAGCACAUUCGCAGGACGUAUUGUGUAAACGAUGUGAAACGACAGUUGAUAGUUUUUAUUCCAAAAGGGAAUUGCUAGCCGGUUAAAUAAAGCGAGCUCGACAUAGUUGGCGGGAAAUAGUCCAUACUGGCCUUUGCAUAGUCCUCGCCACCAACCUUCGUCGAUCUGUAAAAAAAGAAAUAAUAUUUUGUUAACACGUUUGUAUAUUUUGUUAAGUAUAUUGUUAAAUGAUUUAUUAUUUUUUUUUUUU
This is a messenger RNA of Adelges cooleyi (spruce gall adelgid), 3285 nucleotides long. It is a transcript of the gene IleRS-m, whose product is annotated as isoleucine--tRNA ligase, mitochondrial. Gene Ontology annotation, biological process: isoleucyl-tRNA aminoacylation. The record is from RefSeq and is a predicted model, not a curated record. Gene Ontology annotation, cellular component: cytosol. NCBI's taxonomy places the organism in Eukaryota, Metazoa, Arthropoda, Insecta, Hemiptera, Adelgidae. The coding region runs from base 275 to 3121 and encodes 948 amino acids. The transcript has 17 exons. Gene Ontology annotation, molecular function: aminoacyl-tRNA deacylase activity; tRNA binding; ATP binding.